AUGGGUUGUGGAGCAUCUAAAGCGGGUCCUUGCAUUCCCGUUCAAGUUCCCUGCACCGGUAAGGCAAGGAAAAAACAUUUAAAGUGAUCCCUUUUCUAAAAACUGCUUGAGGUUAAAUUUUUCACAUAAAUUUGUAUGCCGCGUCGUCCACUUGAUGUAGGCUUGCCUUGUACAAGUACAACUCCCUUUGGAGAAUUCAGAUUUUUCAGUCCACAAUUUACAUAAUCAAAGUAGUUUAAUUAAUGUGAAAGUGGACCAUUGCAAGACGAAAGGGCGAAAAAUUUUAUUCUUAAAAGCAUCAGAAUUCGCCCGAAAGAACACAAAUGAACUGAGACGUCUUUUACCACGGUUCUCAAAUUGAAAGAAGAUUCAAACAAGUUAAUAAAUUUCCAACUAAAAAUCAGUAACUACAAAAAAAAGAAACGAAUUGGCAUUUGCGUUCUCUUGUUUUUCUGUAAGUAUCAGCUACAAACUUUUUUCUUGCUUUACAGGUAAGAGUCCAAUCAGGUUGAACAGCACACCAACGAAAAACAAUAAAACAACUAAGCCCUUGCCGAAAACAACAAAGGCGGCAGAGUUACGAAGACAGGCCAAUGAAGCCAAACUUAGUAAGUUUUGAUUUAGUAAAGUAGUAAAUCAGUUGAUCAUAUAAUUCCUUGAUAGAAAUAUUUUAAUUUUUGUAAUUUUUCAGUGAAACGAGAAAUUUUUCGCGACACUUUCACAUUUGAGCAUGGAAUAUAUUUUCAUGUUGGGCUAUCUGUAUAAUUUUUCGCACAUUAUCUUUUCUGAGUCUCAAGAUUUGUUAUUUAAUCUCCAAAUACUAAAAGAAUUUUUUACGAUGAAAAUCUCCGGGUUAAUUUUCGUAAUAUUUUAAGCUCCUUACAGCCAUUCUGCAACACUGCCUGAAAAAUUCAGCCCGGUAGACAAUAUAAUAUUUGAACAUGAGAAAAAAAGGGAAUUAUUUCAGGCGGAACAUUAAAUCCAAAAAUUAUUUAUUCAGGCCAAAGGGAAAGAACUAUUUACACUGGUUUCAGGUCAGACGCUAUCUGGAUUUCAAUAAAGUCAAAAUUUGCUACAAAUAAUAGAAACCUUACGUGUUAUCGAAACAACAGCUUUCUUGUGCUGGUGACUAGUCAUAAGCUGAACUUCAGGCCCGGUCAGGGGUGGAGUGGAAUAACCAGAAACUCAUACACAACCCCUUAUGAGUUUCUGAAUAUACUCAAUAUCCAAUCCUGAAAUACCAGUGCAAUUCGUAUUCAAAAUACUAUACCAAAGGGUCGUAAAAUAUCUCUAAGGUACUGCAUACUGGAACUUCACAAAGUCAAUUAAUCUUAUACGGCUUUUUCCAGUCACCGAGUAAUGUUAGCAAACUCUUAGCUUAGUUUAGUUUAUUUUAGUUCAUUUAAAUAAAUUUAGUUUAGUUUAGUUCAAAUAGUUUACACAUUUCAUUACUAAAUGUAGUUUUUAUGUAUGAUUUAUGUUUGUGUUUUCUAUUUUUUUUUUUUUUCAGAGAACUCUAACGGGCUCAAUUCAAGUACCUCACUAAGGCGCAGUACAUCUAUAAUUCAGGCUUCAAAGAAGAUAACAUCCAGUGCGAGAUCCCCUCGGCCAAAGGACAACCGACCAAACAACGCCGCAACUACUAGUAAACCACAGAAUCGCCAUCUUGGCCCAGACGUCUCCCAGUCAAUUUCUAAACCCCAGGGGAAUAUAUCCAAAAGCACAAAUGAAGCAAGACCAGCAAGUUCCCAGUCGGUGAAAAGUCUGAAAUUAAGUGGAAUAUCCAAGCCAUCAAAGGAAAACACUGUUAACACCGCAAGUGAGGCAAAAACCACUACUAAGGCAAGACCAGCCAGUUCCCAGUCUGUGAAAAGUCUGAAAUCAAGUGGAAUAUCAAAGUCAUCAAAGGAAAAUACUGUUAACACCACAAGUAAGACAAAAACCAUUACCGAGGUAAGACCAGCAAGUUCCCAGUCAGUGAAAAGUCUGAAAUCAAGUGGAAUAUCCAAGUCAUCAGAGGAAAAUGCUGUUAACACCGCAAAUGAGGCAAGACAACAAAUCUACCAGUCUACAAAGAGACCUCAUUCAAGUCCCACUUUGAAAAAGGGUUUAUCUGAUACCAAGGAUGGAGCAAAACCAACGACGAGCGAGCCUUCAAAGAGGCCAACAUCAAGUCCUACAAAAGUGCUCAAGCAACAGCCGACUAAAAGCUGUCAGCCUGAACGAAUCAGUGCAAGUUCUUCCAUGAAAGAAAAUCUGCCUGUUACAAAGAACAAAGUGAAGGCAACACAAAGAUGUACCCAGGGUACCGUACGGCCCAAGUCGAGCCAAUCUAACGACAAAAACACCUCAAAGACAAAUCAAACGCGCUUUCAGCCUAAAAGCCGACCACGAUCAAGUCCAGCUUUCAAAGGUAAUCCAGCUGAGGCCACCAAUGAGGUNCAAAGAUGUACCCAGGGUACCGUACGGCCCAAGUCGAGCCAAUCUAACGACAAAAACACCUCAAAGACAAAUCAAACGCGCUUUCAGCCUAAAAGCCGACCACGAUCAAGUCCAGCUUUCAAAGGUAAUCCAGCUGAGGCCACCAAUGAGGUGAUCAAACGACCCAUAUCAAAUCGUUUGUCAAAGGGCGAUGUGCCCAAGACAACCAGCAACGUAAAGCGAAAGAGUUGUCCGUCUCUUAAAAGCCCUGUGUCACGUCCUGCUUCUGCAAAGGGUAAUCCAUCCAGAACUGUUGAGACCCGUGUAACGGGGAAGCAAGCAGCUCAGGAAGCAAAGUCCGACCCUACCGAGCAGGUUCUUAAGGACGGAGACACACCCAACAGGGAAGUUGUUGGGGAUAAUUUUCAGUCGACAUCUCAGGUAAUUGAAUAUUCUACACUUGCUUUUAUGGUAACUGUAAACACGAAAACAUAUCUGACAUUUUCUAGUGGAUUCAGUUACGAAUUGUGAAGCUCUAGAGGCAAAGAGCCCUUGCGGGGAGAGUGGGGCAGGUUUUGUGUGUAUGUCUUUAUACAUUAAUUAAACCAAUGUUAAGCACCUGACCAGCAGCCACAAUCAAUAGUGUUUUUUUUUCGCUAUGCUCUCCAGGCGUAGAAUAUCAGUAGAAAUAGGUCCAUACAAGUUGCAAUAUCUUUUUGUAGAUUCUCGUAUCACACAACAACCAAAUAAUGUAACAAAAAACGAAACAUAUUUCCUUUACGAUGCAGAACACUUGCUGAUUGUGAUUAUUGUAAGUGAACUGACAAAUAAUACGCUUUUUUCUUUUAACAGGAGUCCGCUGCUUCGGAGGCGGAGCUAGACUAUUUCGUCGCUGAGAUUCUCCAGUCGCAGUUGAACCUCGUUCAAAACGAGCCAUCUCCAGAGAAGAGUCCUAAAGCUUUAAACUCACAGCCUUCUACCAUGAGCUCACCUACUGCAGGGCCAGGUAACUAAAUAAACACUUCUACGGCUAUCAGACUUUUCUAUUCAUUCCCGUUCAAAACCAGGAAAGGUCUCCACUAUGUAAGCUUAUUAUGAAGGGAACCAAGAAGAAAGUGUGAAAAAGAUAGCAUGCAAAAGAUAGCAUGCCUUUUCUAAUUAAUACGCAUAUAGCCUUAAUAUAAACAUUGCUAAUUUGAAUUGCCAAUAUUUAAAAACUGAUCUCGGGACCAUUUGUACUAAAACUUUAAAAAAAGUUUGCCUUUUGCCUUUUUAGAGGAAGAAUGACUUUCCAGUCCAACCUUGUUGGUAUUGUUUUUGUUUGGUUCUUAUUUGUGAAAAAAAUCUUCCCUUGCAGCUCCUAAACAAGGCGCGUCAUUCGUGGGCACUCCGAAAGAUGCUACCAUCGAGGAUGAUGGUAGCGGCUGUCAAGAGGGAACCAACAGCUCCACAGAAGUUUCUAAUGUCGGUGAAGCGGAGAUAACGGCCGGCGACUCCAAAAUCAUUCAAUCUCCUUCAACUCCGACUGGCAUAGAGGAUAACGAGAAAGCCGAAGAGACCGGCAGUACAUCGCUUACUACAGGUGAUGUUUUGACCAUCUUUCCAAAGGAAACUCCUCAUAUCGAUUCCGUGGAGCUCAUGGGAGUGCCCAAGCCUGUCCAAGAUGGUCCAUCUCGAACGGACUCAACCACCCCCAUGAAUUUUGACUGGGUUGAUGAAAGAAAGAGUCCUGGCCCCAUGAGAUCGUCCCCAGGUGCAACGAAAUCUCAAGAAAAGAUUAAUUUGGCNAGAGGGAACCAACAGCUCCACAGAAGUUUCUAAUGUCGGUGAAGCGGAGAUAACGGCCGGCGACUCCAAAAUCAUUCAAUCUCCUUCAACUCCGACUGGCAUAGAGGAUAACGAGAAAGCCGAAGAGACCGGCAGUACAUCGCUUACUACAGGUGAUGUUUUGACCAUCUUUCCAAAGGAAACUCCUCAUAUCGAUUCCGUGGAGCUCAUGGGAGUGCCCAAGCCUGUCCAAGAUGGUCCAUCUCGAACGGACUCAACCACCCCCAUGAAUUUUGACUGGGUUGAUGAAAGAAAGAGUCCUGGCCCCAUGAGAUCGUCCCCAGGUGCAACGAAAUCUCAAGAAAAGAUUAAUUUGGCGGUCGAGCGUAAGAGUAGCAAGACGUCCAUCGAUGGAAGAAAAUCAUCUCGUACCCUGACAGCUUCUAGGUCGAGUGCAAAGAUUAGCAACUUGUCAGACGGGGAUUCUGGAGAAGCUACUUGCUUAACCAGUAGGCCUUGCAGUAGUCGUUCCGCUACAGAUACCUCAAUUAGCUUAAACCAUCGGAAAUUAGGUCAGAGGCCCUUGUCUGCUGCAAAAGUGCCAGGAAAAUCAAAGUCGAGUGAGAACAAUCCACAUUCAAGCGCGAGGUCAUUUUCUGAUCCAAGGGUGUCUGAUGCAACAAAGUCACUAACACCAAGCAGAAAAUCGUCUCAUGGUCAGGUGCUAGUUAAAAGCGCCGAACGAAGUUUAUCUUCAUCCAGGGCGAAAAGUGGAGCGAAAAAAGAACGAUUGACACCGACGAGUCUAAGGGGUGAGUUCAAAGAUGAAAAAGGCUGUAAAAUAGGCGGCUCUCAAGAAAUGAGUGGAAGAGUCUCCUCAGCCACAUUGUCAAAGCGGUCAGUGAGCCGCAGCUCAUCCAAAUCUGAAAUAAUAUCCCCUACACCUUCCGUUGUGAAGAAAGAACUGGAGAAGUCUAAGUCUAAUGACAAGAUACACCAAACACCGAAUGAAAAGAAAGGUGUGGUUAAGGAACAGUCUUCCUGUUAUGAACGAGUAGAAAACGCUAAAUCAAACGAUGAAGGAACGAUUAACAGACGCCACAGUCAGAAUAGCCCAUCCACAAGCAGUCUGCCCAUAAAAGAUUUGGAAAAACGUCCGAAAAGCGGAAGAUCAAUUAACAUGGGGAGUAAUGCUUCUAUUGUCAAGUCUGAGGAGCGCUUGAGUAACCCUCGAAAUUCAUUAUCACAGAAUUCAAUAAAGGGGAGGGUACUGUCUCCACCACAAAAGAGAGAUGAACGUUCUGGAAGUGCUCGUAGUUUGAAACAAUCUCCAAAAAAAUUUGAAGUAUUAGAGUCUUCGAAAACGUUGCAGUUUUCCUCUCCUUCUUACCCAGAGGUGCGAUCGAGAAACUCACGAAGUAAAACCUCACUGAACAAGAUGGAAGUGUUAAACACUGAUUACGUACAAAAUUGCUGA
This is a messenger RNA of Porites evermanni, 5665 nucleotides long. The record is from the annotation of a GenBank genome assembly. Lineage: Eukaryota; Metazoa; Cnidaria; Anthozoa; Scleractinia; Poritidae.